Messenger RNA from Raphanus sativus (radish), 944 nucleotides. Its product is annotated as probable peroxygenase 3. The transcript is spliced from 6 exons. Gene Ontology annotation, molecular function: calcium ion binding; monooxygenase activity. NCBI's taxonomy places the organism in Eukaryota, Viridiplantae, Streptophyta, Magnoliopsida, Brassicales, Brassicaceae. The coding region runs from base 90 to 809 and encodes 239 amino acids. The record is from RefSeq and is a predicted model, not a curated record.
CAGUAUCCAUUGUUUACAAAAGAAGAAACUGAGAGCAACUUCAAUUAUUAACACUUACCGAAGAGAGAGAGAAAGAAACUAAGAGGGAAAUGGGAGAUGCGUCAGAAGUUUUUGCCACGACCGCGCCGUUAGCUCCAGUUACCAGUGAGCGAAAAGUACGGAGCGACUUGGAGGAAAAACUACCAAAGCCAUAUUUGGCAAGAGCACUAGUAGCUCCAGAUACAGAGCAUCCGAAUGGAACAGAAGGUCAUGACAACAAAGGCAUGAGUGUUAUGCAACAACAUGUUGCUUUCUUCGACCAGAACGGCGACGGUAUUGUCUACCCUUGGGAGACUUAUGCAGGAUUCCGUGACCUCGGUUUCAACCCAAUCUCCUCUGUCUUCUGGAGCUUAAUCAUAAACUUAGCGUUUAGCUACGUUACACUUCCGAGUUGGUUGCCAUCACCAUUACUGCCUGUCUAUAUCGACAACAUACACAAAGCCAAACAUGGGAGUGAUUCAAGCACCUAUGAUACCGAAGGAAGGUAUGUCCCAUUUAAUCUGGAAAACAUAUUUAGCAAGUAUGCGCUAACGGCUCCAAACAAGUUAACAUUCAAAGAGAUGUGGAACUUAACCGAGGGAAACCGAAUGGCAAUCGAUCCUUUUGGAUGGCUUUCUAACAAAGUUGAAUGGAUACUACUUUAUAUCCUUGCAAAAGAUGAGGAAGGGUUCGUGUCCAAAGAAGCUGUGAGAAGUUGCUUUGAUGGCAGCUUAUUUGAAUAUUGUGCUAAAAAGAAUAAAGAGAAGGCCAAUUCUCGCAAGCAAGACUAAGAGUUUGUUUAUCUUUUGUAUGAAUAAGUAUUACUGUAUUUGCAGCCUAUUAUUGUUAAGCUCAUGUUUGAAGAAACCGUUUGUGUAAGUUGAUGUGUAAAAUCUGUUCAACAAAUAAAAUGAGAUUUUCAUCAA